Messenger RNA from Medioppia subpectinata, 1064 nucleotides. The record is from the annotation of a GenBank genome assembly. Lineage: Eukaryota; Metazoa; Arthropoda; Arachnida; Sarcoptiformes; Oppiidae.
UACACUUUACAUUUGUUAAAUUAUUGUUUUAUAAUUUACACAAAUAAAAAUACCAUGAAUUUUCACACCUUAUGCCUAAUCAUAUCCCUGUCCGUCACUUACAGUGUAGCCAAAGUGCACUAUAAGGUGGCGGCGGUUGAAAAAAUGCAGAGUGACCUAGGUGAGGGACCACAUUGGGAUGAGAAACAGCACGUGCUUUGGCAUACGGAUAUCAACGAGUUUAAAGUGUGCCGCUUGAACGUGACCAGUCAGGACAGUGAGUGUCAUAAAUUAACUGAUAUUGCUACUUUUGUUCACCCGUAUCCCAACGGCGAGGACUUGUUGGUGUCUCAGCGUAAUAAACUGGUCAAGCUCAAUUGGAAAACUAAGAAAGUCACCGUACUAGAUGAAGUUGCGCCCGAACUAAAAGGCCAGGAGAGAUUUAACGAGGGUCAACCCGACAAGUCUGGCCGUAUGUGGUUGGCAACAGUGACCGACAGUCUAACUCCCGGCGAUCACUCGGUACUGCCCGGCAAAGGCAACCUCUGGACGUGGGAAUCGGGCAAAGGGUUCACCAAAAGGACCGACAAUUUCUAUCUCACAAAUGGCAUCACUUGGAGUCACGACCAGAAAAAGUUGUUUAUCAAUGACUCGCGCGCCCGAAAGAUCUAUGUGUUUGACUUUGAUCUCGAUAAGGGAACAGUUGCAAACAAAACAAUCCUGAUCGAUGCCGAGACCCGCACCGAUUGGACAGUAAACGACAGGCCGGACGGCCUAACCAUCGAUAUUACUGGCCAUCUAUGGGCUUCCUGUAUAGGCAACGGUCGAGUGGUGAAGAUCGAGCCCAACUCCGGUGAUAUAGUGGACACCUGUGCCAUCCCGUGCCCACUGACCACUACACCGGUGUUUGGCGGACCAAACAUGGAUCAGAUGUUUAUCACUACUGCUUAUAAAAACUUUGGUCCCGAUCAGAGACCAGCACACCCUACUUGUGGUAAAGUGCACAGAAUCACCUCAGACGAUAAAAAUUUUGCCGGUAGUGUUGCCAAUAGACCUAAUCUGUAGAUUAAGAACAUAGUGAUGGG